AAGCACUAGUUGAUGUAUCUCAUAAAGAUGUGUCUAAUGAGUUUCCCUCGUAAUUACUUUAGCCCUUUCACUACACCAUUUACUUGUAACAGUCAUUGCCCAAGUGUCUCUAUAUAAACUCUCUAAGGUUGACAUUCACUUCUCAUCACAAACACAAUCAAAUCAACCAGACUCGCUUCCUAAUCUUUACCUCCUUUAUCAUUCUGCAGAGAAAUGGCUAACCAAUCCAGUUUCAUUGUUACUUUCACAAUGACGCUCAUGCUCAUGGUGGCUUCUUCCACAGUGACAGCUCGACCUCUCGUGAAACCAACCGUGGGUGCACCUUCUCCUUCCUCAAGCCUUGUGUACCGGCUCAGGCUUGAUGAAGACACAGGUUACUGCUGGGACUCACUGAUGCAGCUCCAACACUGCUCUGGAGAGCUCAUCAUGUUCUUCCUCAACGGUGAGACUUACAUUGGCCCUGGCUGUUGCGGUGCUAUAAGAACCGUUGGAAGCAAGUGUUGGCCUACUAUGAUUGGUGUUCUUGGUUUCACUGCUCAAGAAGGUGACAUGCUCCAAGGUUACUGUGAUGACCAUGACUCUGACAACGAUGGUGAUGACCAUGACGCAGACAACCAUGCUUUUGCCUCCUCACCACUGCCUCUGUCCGUGAAAUUCAAGCCUGCAACUGUUGUUAGAUCUUCUAACCCUUGAAUCGCAGGAUUCAGCGCCU
Molecule: messenger RNA, 712 nt
Organism: Eutrema salsugineum
Lineage: Eukaryota; Viridiplantae; Streptophyta; Magnoliopsida; Brassicales; Brassicaceae
Product: egg cell-secreted protein 1.1
Exons: 1
Coding region: 214-693 (159 amino acids)
Biological process (GO): double fertilization forming a zygote and endosperm
Source: RefSeq, a predicted model, not a curated record